Salvia miltiorrhiza (redroot sage) is the source of this 3994-nucleotide messenger RNA. Its product is annotated as pre-mRNA-processing factor 39-2. Gene Ontology annotation, molecular function: protein binding. The record is from RefSeq and is a predicted model, not a curated record. Gene Ontology annotation, cellular component: U1 snRNP; commitment complex; U2-type prespliceosome. The transcript is spliced from 13 exons. Gene Ontology annotation, biological process: mRNA 5'-splice site recognition; RNA processing. The coding region runs from base 236 to 3787 and encodes 1183 amino acids. NCBI's taxonomy places the organism in Eukaryota, Viridiplantae, Streptophyta, Magnoliopsida, Lamiales, Lamiaceae.
ACCAAAAUAGAUUUACCAAACGCAAUUAAGGACAAAUAAUCUGAUGGAUUAUAGCUACUGUAUCCGAAUUUAAACUAUAUGGGCUAAUCCCUUACAAUUUACAAAGCAGCAAACACGCAUUUACACGCCCUGAGAGAAAAGGAGAAGAACUCAUGGCGAAUGCAGAAACACAUGAAAUGCUACUGGUAUGGAAACCCUAAUAGGCGGAAGUGGUGGUUGAUUGCAAGCUCUUUCAAUGACAGCGCAGAGUUCCGCCGCCGCAAGUUCAAAGAAGAACAGGCUUCUUUUUUCCCCCCUUUCUGUUUGUUUGAUCAAUUGGUGUAUAACGAGGUGCCCCAUUGAAAAAGUUUGGGUUCUAUUCACCCAUUUAUGCAUCAGUCUUUCUCAGAAAGUUAGCAAUGUAAUUUCUGGCUGCCCGCAAGACUACAAUGCCUGGAGAUCGUUGAUUUUGGAGCUCGAAACUGCAUCGCCAGAGGAUAUAAAUACUAUUUCCCUAGCAUAUGACUCCUUUUUGUCAAGAUUCCCAUUGUGUCAUUGGCAUUUGGAGAAAUAUGCUCAUCAGAAGGCAAAGUUUUGCAACUCUCAAGAAGCUGUUGAUAUUUAUGAACGAGCAGUGGAAGUGGCAAUGUAUUCAGUCGGUUUCUGGGCUGAUUAUUUCACAUUUGCUGCAACUUGUUUUGAAUCCCCUGUGGAUAUUCGUCGAUUGUUUGAAAGAGCCAUCUCAUUUGUUGGAAAGGAUUACUUUUGCCAUGUCCUAUGGGACAAGUACAUGAAAUAUGAAUUCAAUCAGGAGGGGUGGAGCUUUCUUGCACAAAGUUACAUCUGGGCAUUGAGGUUUCCGACAAAGAAGCUGCGGUUGUAUUAUGAUAACUUCAAGCAGUUUGUGGCGAAUCUGGAAGAGGAGAUUGGAUAUGAAAAAUAUGACAGCACAGUAGAGCAACUAUCUGUUCCUUGUGCUGCAAUAGAUUUAUCUAAAGAUGAAAUUUCUCUUGUCAUCAAGGAUAUGCUAGAUUCUUCUGAUAGACCCCUCAAAUCCAAAGCGCUGGAUAGAUAUAGAUCUAUUGGUGAAGAAUUCUAUCUGGAAGCAUGCCGCCUGGAUGAGAAAGUAAAGCGUUUUGAGACAAAGAUCCAGAGGCGUUUUUUUGAUGUUACUCCUCUUGAUGAUGACCAAUUAAUUAAUUGGCAUAUCUACCUGGAUUUCAUUGAGAAGCAAGACAAUUUGGACUGGGCCAUGAAACUCUAUGAAAGAUGCUUGAUUCCUUGUGCCCAUUACCCUGAAUUCUGGAUACGGUAUGUGGAGUUCUUGGAAUCAAAAGGAGGACGUGAACUGGCUAUUUCUGCCCUAGCCCGGGCCACUCAAAUAUUUUUAAAGAGCGUACCAGAAAUUCAUUUAUUUGAUGCAAGGUUCAAGGAGCACAUAGGAGACGCAGAUGGUGCUCGUGCUGCAUUAGCUCUUUGUGAUCCAAAAACUGAUUCCAGCUUCAUUGAAAGCAUUGCUGCACAAGCCAACCUGGAAAGACGUCUGGGGAACUUUGCAGCAGCUUCUGCCACAUAUGAGAAAGCACUUAUAAAAGCUAGGGAGAAACAGAAGCUACACCAUCUUCCCACUCUGUAUGUGCACUUUGCCCGCCUUACAUACUUGACAACAGGUAGCACUUCUGCUUCUAGAGAUGUAUUAAUUAAAGGUAUACAACAGGUGCCUCAUUGCAGAAUCCUUUUAGAGGAAUUGGUAAAAUUUGCGAUGACUCAUGAAGGAGUAAGCCAUCUCAACAUCAUAAAUUCACUCAUAGCAGAUGCCAUUUCACCCGGAUUAGAUGAAAAUGAAGGUUUGGAUGCCAAAGAUCGAGAGAACAUAUCAUGCUUGUUUUUGGAGUUUGUCAAUCUUUGUGGGACUUUGCAUGAUAUAAGAGAGGCAUGGAAUCGUCAUGUCAAAUUGUUUCCCCAGUCGCUGAGGUUUAAGACUCCGUCAAAGCACCCUGCAUCGGGCAGUUACCCAAUAGGUUCGGCCAGGGAUAAAAAAGGGAAGUAUGACCACCCUGUGCUUAGCCAGCCAUCCACAAACCAUUCCGACCAACAUCAUGGGCAAGGACAGGUACCUGAAUCUCCAGCGCGUAACAGAGUCCAUCCCAACGAGGUUGUAAGAAAGCCCGCCCCUCUUAUGGACCAGAGCAGCAACGCCAAGGAAAAACAGCAACUGCUGUUGACCAAAGAAGUUUUGUCCAAUGGUGAUGAAUCUCAGGACAGUGAACCAGCUAAAGGAGUUUCAUGCCAGUCUAGAGAAGACGGUCUGAGGCCUAUGGUUGUUGCUGCUGAAUUUUCUGACCAUGCCAAAGAGAACGCUUUGGCUGUGCGUGAUUCAGACCAGAAUUUCUCGUCCCAAUCUAGAGGAGAUGAACCGGGGCUAAUGGAUGUCAGUGCUGAAUUAGGUAUACAGUCUAAAGAAGAUGAGGUUGGGAAGUCAACAGAGACAACUGAAUCAAUUGAAGCAUGCCCCUCUAGUUUGCCCAAUGUUGAAGCGGAGUUGGAUCAUGAGCUCAGUCAGCUGAAGCGUUCAGCUUCAUCAGACCAUAAUUCUUUGAAGUCUCAGGAAAACGAAUCUCGGGAGUUGAUCCCUAUGUCUUGCGAUGAGUAUGGAACUAGUCCGAAGAGCAUUCAUUCAGUCGACUCUCUCAAAGUCCGUGGUGAAUUUGAACGAGAUGGAACAGUGAGUCGUCAGCAUAAUGCACCAACAGAAGUGCAUUAUCCAGAAGGGCCUUCUAGCACCUGCGAUGACUCAAUUGAACUAGAUCGUGUGGUCCAACCUCCCGGACAUGCAGCAUCAAGGUUGCAAGGCCAAGACCAAGCUCAAGAUCGAGAGCUUAAGUUACAGCAAUCUCCCUAUGCUGAUAGCCAUAAAUUAGUAAUGAAUCAAGGUAGGGGAAGACGUAGCCAGUUGGAAGUAGGGGCUGUUAGGGAUGAUAAAGCAACUGAACAGGAUGAGCCCGUAAUGAAUCAAGGCAAUGCUCAGCAGUAUCCUGCUAGCCAACAGCAUAGCCAGUCGGAGGAUAGAGCAACUGAUGUGGACCAGCAAACGGAUGCCUUGACACCUCCGACUUCAAUCAGUAUAUCUGCAGGGCAGCAACCUUUUUCCACCCAACCGUUUUCUCAUGCUCAGCAGAAUCCAACUGCUCCAACGACUCAGCAACAAUGGCCAGAACAACAGAGCUUGGCCAUGAACCAGAUGAUGCUGCAGUAUCAUUACCAGCAGCAGCAAUUCCUCCAACAGCAGUAUCAGCAGCAGUUGCAAAUGCAACAUCCCUACUACCAGAUGCAGCACCAGUAUAUGAAUCAGCAGCCGCCUCAGUCUCAACAGCAGUACGUCGAACAGCAGCAACAUCCGCAGAUACAGCAAGGUCAUGAGCCUCAACCGAACUCUCAGCAGGCACAUGAUAACCAAUACCAACAAUCUCAGGACAAUGCUUACCAAGCGCAUCAAUUGGCGUAUAAACAGCACGCCUCGCAGGAGCAACAGCAGCUGCUUUGGCAGCAGCAGUACCAGCAGUAUCAGGGCUAUCAGCUGCUGCAACAACAGCAGCAAGGGUCUAUGAAUACGCAAGGACACAACGUGCACCACCAUCCAUCAAGGCAACCAGACGAACAUCUGCAGCAAUAUCAUCACCAAGCCCAUACGCAACAUAAAUUCACUCAACCCAUGAGCCAAAAUCGACAGGGUACGCCCGAUUAUGCAGCAGCCGGAGUUUCUUCAUCCCCAGCUGUUGGUGCUCGAUCACCACAAGCUUCACAAUAGUUUGAGAUUGCUGGUGGAUCUGAUUCUCAUGUUACGUUUUGCAGCAACCUGCCUCAGUGAUAAACAUGGAUUUUGUAGUACAGCAUAUAUGAGUGACUGCAUGGAUUCUUGAUGACUUCGACCUGAUCCAUACAUCUCAGUGUGUUAGUUUAUGACCAUGUUGUUGCACACGCGAGUCUUGUUGAUUAUCCUAGACAGCUUUUCUCA